This is a messenger RNA of Aspergillus sclerotioniger CBS 115572, 519 nucleotides long. RefSeq lists its product as uncharacterized. NCBI's taxonomy places the organism in Eukaryota, Fungi, Ascomycota, Eurotiomycetes, Eurotiales, Aspergillaceae. The transcript has a single exon. Gene Ontology annotation, molecular function: carboxy-lyase activity. The record is from RefSeq and is a predicted model, not a curated record. Bases 1 to 519 code for a protein of 172 amino acids.
AUGCCCGUGCUCCCUGCCCUGCAAGAUACAACAUUCGAUGCCGAUAUUCGUGACCGGCACCUGAUAUACGACUAUGCCGCACAAGACGCCCAGGGCAAGCCCGAAAAAUGGCGCUAUGAGAUGUGGUUCUAUAACGAGGACCGGAUCGUCUAUGCCAUCCAUGGUGGUCCCAUGGCCGGCCGGAAGAACUUCCAAACGGCAACAUACCAAUGCAUUCGACCUGGCGAGCUCUGGCAAUGCAAUUGGCUCGAGGAGACUGGCACAAUAUGCUCGUUGGUGUAUGAUAUCCCGCGGAAGCGCAUCACCACCCUGCUCGGUUUCUCCAAAGGUCAUUGGGAGGAAAGCGAGGCGGCGCACGGCGAUAAACGGAACCCUAAGGAUCUGGCAAGAUGGAGGGAGCUGGCUAAGAUUGGCAGUCAAACGGACCGAAAGCUGCUGAGCGAACAAGCAGAUAUUCUGGAGGACUUUCGAGGACCGGGUGAUUUGGAGCCUAUUGACUUGAGCUGGCCAACACUAUAG